Molecule: messenger RNA, 2309 nt
Organism: Neolamprologus brichardi
Lineage: Eukaryota; Metazoa; Chordata; Actinopteri; Cichliformes; Cichlidae
Source: RefSeq, a predicted model, not a curated record
UCCUUGCUAACCUCUCGCUGUCUGUUAUUUUCUGCAACAAGAUGGCUGUCGCUCCCGAGAGCAGAGUCCUCACUUUCAGCGUUUUUAAAUGGAGCUCUUACUCGUCUACAUAUUUACCUGAGAAUAUCUUGGUGGAUAAACCUAACGAUCAGUCCUCCAGGUGGUCUUCUGAGAGCAACUAUCCUCCACAGGUGGAGGGCUGUCCAGCAAAUGGAUUCAGUCGGUAUCUCAACUCACCAGUAGGAUUUGUGAAACAGCUGUGUCAUCUGGAUUGUCUCUCUCCAUCUGCCAGUGGCCUUAAGAAUGACUACAACAAGGAAACGUUCACCUUAAAGCACAAGAUCGACGAGCAGAUGUUCCCCUGCAGAUUUGUCAAAAUAGUGCCUCUGAUGUCUUGGGGUCCGAGUUUCAACUUCAGCAUCUGGUACAUUGAGCUGCAUGGAAUUGAAGACCCAGAUGUGGUGCAGCCCUGCCUUAACUGGUAUAGCAAGUACCGAGAACAGGAAGCCAUCCGCCUUUGCCUGAAGCACUUCCGACAGCAUAACUACACAGAGGCCUUCGAGUCGCUGCAGAAGAAGACUCGAAUAGCUCUGGAGCACCCCAUGCUAACCCACCUGCACGACCGACUGGUGCUGCAAGGAGACUUUGAUGCCUGUGAGGAGCUGAUAGACAAAGCUGUGAGAGAUGGCUUGUUUAACCAGUAUAUCAGCCAGCAGGAGUACAAGCCCAGGUGGAGUCAGAUCAUCCCCAAAUGCAACAAAGGUACAAGCGCCCAAGACAUCAACCGAGACGACAUGAACAGUGACGGUGACGACAACAGGCCGGGGAUGAGGGGAGGACAUCAAAUGGUCAUUGACGUCCAAACUGGUGAGACCCACACAGCGCACUGUUAUGACUCACGUCCUCCUGUGCACGCUGAGCUCGCAAAGCUCUGCUGCUACACACGUGUAAGCAUGUCUCCUGUGUAACAGAGUGGUCCGAGUGCUCGCUCAUGCCACAAGAUGUGCAUCGACUCACAGCGGCGACAGAUCUACACGCUGGGCCGUUACCUGGACUCCAGUGUCAGGAACAGCAAGUCGCUGAAGAGCGAUUUUUACCGCUAUGACAUAGACGCCAACACCUGGACGCUACUAAGCGAAGAUACGUCGGCCGACGGAGGGCCAAAGUUGGUGUUUGACCACCAGAUGUGCAUGGACUCUGAGAAGCACAUGAUCUACACGUUUGGGGGUCGGAUCCUGACGUGUAACGGAAGCGUGGACGACAGCCGGACGUCGGAGCCGCAGUUCAGCGGCCUGUACGCCUACCACUGCCAGCUGGGGACGUGGAGCCUCCUGCGGGAGGACUCGUGCAACGCUGGCCCAGAGGAUGUUCAGUCCCGUAUCGGGCACUGCAUGCUCUUCCACACUAGGAACCGCUGCCUCUAUGUGUUUGGUGGUCAGAGGUCAAAGACGUACCUCAAUGAUUUCUUCAGUUACGAUGUGGAUGGAGAUCACGUAGAAAUCAUAUCUGAUGGCACCAAGAAAGACUCUGGGAUGGUGCCGAUGACGGGCUUCACCCAGAGAGCCACCAUCGACCCUGAGCUCAACGAGAUCCACGUCCUGUCCGGCCUCAGCAAAGACAAGGACAAACGCGAGGAAAAUGUGCGCAACUCCUUCUGGAUCUACGACAUCGCCCGCAACAACUGGUCUUGUGUGUAUAAGAACGAUCAGGCAGUGAAAGAAAACCCCAGCAAGGCUCUGCAGGAGGAGGAGCCAUGUCCACGCUUUGCUCACCAGCUGGUCUACGAUGAGAUGCACAAAGUGCAUUACUUGUUUGGGGGAAACCCCGGGAAGUCUUGUUCUCCUAAGAUGCGCCUGGAUGACUUUUGGUCCCUCAAACUGUGUCGGCCCUCCAAGGAAUACCUGCUGCGCCACUGCAGAUACCUCAUCAGAAAAUACAGGUCUGUGCCUUUAAAAGCUACCAGCAGCCAUCAGUGUAGUCUACACCCUGAACCCUUUACCCUAGAGCAGGAAUGCUCAGUAAGUAUUCAUCUCUGAGGUGAACAGUUUAUCAAGUUUAACGUGGAAUCUUCUGGAUUUCUCUCACGAUCUAAGAAUCUCAUGUUUAAUUUUUUUAUUAAACAUGAGAUUCUUCUUCUGCUUUCAUAUUUUUCUUACUUCACAUAUAAGCUGUUUGUCACUCCCAGCUGCAGCAGAGAGCUGCCUCUUUCAUGAGCCCAGCCCAGCCCGCUGUGACCAACGGGAUAAACUAACAAUAAAUAAGAUUUUUUUAAUUGCUUCAUUUAUAGUUAUAAAGUUAUAAGUUGGGGC